Molecule: messenger RNA, 898 nt
Organism: Pangasianodon hypophthalmus (striped catfish)
Lineage: Eukaryota; Metazoa; Chordata; Actinopteri; Siluriformes; Pangasiidae
Gene: eif3f
Product: eukaryotic translation initiation factor 3, subunit F
Exons: 8
Coding region: 49-870 (273 amino acids)
Biological process (GO): translational initiation
Cellular component (GO): eukaryotic translation initiation factor 3 complex, eIF3m
Molecular function (GO): metallopeptidase activity; translation initiation factor activity; translation initiation factor binding
Source: RefSeq, a predicted model, not a curated record
GCAGUUCUUCUAUGGUUCCUGCUAACAGUCUCACUUCCUCUGUUAAAGAUGGCGGUCCACGGCCCUGUAGUGAAAAUCCACCCGGUGGUUCUCGCUUCAAUCGCUGACUCGUACGAGCGCAGGAAUGAGGGAGCAAGCCGUGUGAUCGGCACAUUAUUAGGAACGAUAGAUAAACACUCUGUAGAGGUCACCAACUGUUUCUCUGUUCCGCACAAUGAAUCUGAAGAUGAGGUGGCAGUGGACAUGGAGUUUGCGAAGAACAUGUAUGAGCUUCAUAAGAAGGUUUCUCCCAGUGAAGUCAUCAUCGGCUGGUACGCCACAGGAUAUGACAUCACAGAGCAUUCUGUAUUAAUUCAUGAGUAUUAUAGUCGGGAGGCUCAGAACCCCAUCCACCUGACAGUGGACACGGCGCUGCAGAGCAAUAAAAUGAACAUCCGGGCCUACGUCAGUGCACAGAUGGGAGUUCCGGGGAAAACUCUCGGCGUGAUGUUCACACCCUUAACAGUGAAGUACGUUUACUACGACACAGAGCGCAUUGGAGUUGAUCUCCUGCAAAGGACUCGUGCGUCUCCCAGUCGCACCAACGGUCUGACCUCAGACUUGUCGCAGGUGGCUAGUUCAGCUGGACGCAUACAGGAAAUGCUCACCAUAGUCCUGGCGUACAUUGAGGAUGUGCUGUCUGGAAAAGUGAUGGCAGAUAACAGUGUUGGCCGUUAUUUAAUGGAUCUGGUCAACAAAGUACCCAAGAUCUCAGCAGAGGACUUUGAGAGCAUGCUCAACUCCAACAUUAAUGACCUCCUGAUGGUCACAUACCUGGCAAAUCUCACUCAAGCCCAGAUUGCUCUUAAUGAGAAACUUGUUGUUCUGUAAUUGAAAAAUAAAGACAUGUUUAUCAUUC